Messenger RNA from Amoebophrya sp. A120, 1088 nucleotides. Lineage: Eukaryota; Dinophyceae; Syndiniales; Amoebophryaceae. The record is from the annotation of a GenBank genome assembly.
GAGAGGGUAGAAAGAUUGUUUGCGUGAUGUGUAGAAGUUCGACUGUUGCACAAUGGGUGCACGUUGAAAUCUAUAAUCAUGUGUGCCUGUGUGUAAAGUCUCUCCUUGUUCAACAAAACGUUAAAAGCACCGCCCAACGGCGUGUAGAAGUUCUUCUAACUCUUGUGCUGCUGAACAAGAAUUAUGAAAUGACUCAUGACACCACAAAAAUUGCUGUCUAGAAAAGUCUGUCAAUAAUUUUCACAAAUCAGGUUCGCCCUCGAGGUGAUUCGGGAGGACAACGUGGUGAAGGGCAAGUCGGUAUGAACUGCAAAAGUAUCGUACUAGUAGUGAUUGCAAUACAAAUUCGCUCAGCGUGACAAAUGGAAUUUGUCAUGCUAAUUUGCCUUGGGAACCAGAUUUGUAAUGCAUGAAUGCGAUUACUACGAGUGCAAUACUUUUGCACAGGAUACUCAGAUCCCUGGAGCCUUCCACCGGCAGGCAGCCCCGGCAACCUGUACUCGGGGUACGGCAACAAUCGGAAAAUGUUCCACAACGUACGCCGAAACGGAGAUUAGGAGUGCCAGCCAGGGGACGCGUUGUGAUGCUGUUCCCAUUCGUCGUACUUGUGCUUCUCGAAUAGUUUCUCUGGAAAUCGCAGUCAGAUCGACCCUUUUGUGAAUUUUUUCAUCUUGCUUUGCAUAAUCUUAAUCUCGCCCCCACGGAAAAAUAAGUAAGUAUGAAUGAUAACCUGCUGUGGUUCUAGGUGCUUGUGUCUCGGCCAGUUUUCCCCGUGCACAUUCAUUGGAGGCACGAGGCAUCUAGCGCGGAAAAAGCAGUGCAUCAAACAAGAAUGCUCGUAAGUCAAAGUAGUAAGAAGAAUUGCUGGUGAGGUCUUCAUGGAGUAGCAGCUACUCGUCCGCAAAAUGAUAUUGUUAGUGUUACCUUCUCGAUAGGCAAUCCCCUGUCGUCACAAGGAGCAUUUUCGCUUAAAAAAUCGCACUUUUUGUCGUUUAUUUCUCGCAUAGUAUCUUCAAUAACCUUUUGCUUUUGCGCUCCACAGACUUUUAGCAUGCAAGAAAUUGUACUGGCACGAUGCUGCUCGAAAC